AUGGAGGAAGAAGAAGCCAUGACGCUGAAGCUAAUAAUGGAGGGAGGCCCUCUGGCUGGUGAAACCCUAGAAUUCAAACCAGGUCGCAAGGUCCAAAUCGGCCGGACCGUCCGAGGCAACACUGUAUCGAUCAAAGACGCCGGGAUUUCUACUCAUCACUUCUCCAUCCAAUUUACUGAUCAUUCAGAUGAAGAUAACAAAACGAAGUCAAAGAAGCCUGGUAAAUGGGUCAUCACCGACCUAAAUUCCUCAAACGGCACUAUUUUGAACAGUGAAAUGAUCCCUCCCAUGGUCCCUACCGAUCUUGGUGACGGUGACAUUGUUAAGAUCGGGGAGGUCACUUCGAUCCAGGUCAAGGUUGGAGAGAUUGUAAGUGAUUAUGCUAAAAAUCAGGUGCGACGAAACCCCAGAAGGAGAGGUACAGUGAAUACUGUGGGUGGUGUUGUACGAGAUCAAAGGCGGAGAGGCGGUGCAAAAGCUAAUUUGGAUUCAAUUGAUGAAAAUAGUGAGUUGAGGUUGGAGUUUGUCGGAGAAUUGGGGAAAACUCUGGAGGAGAAUAAGAAGCGGCGAGGACUGCCAAGAAAAGCUAGAGUUUUUGAAAAUGAGGUUCAACAGAGUGAAAUUAAGGUUGAAAUUUUGGAAGAAAUGGAGAAUGUGGUUCCGAAUGAAGCGAAAAGGGGUCGGCAAGUCAAGACGAGGAGUUCAAACAAUAAGAUUAGAGUGGAUGAGGUUGAAAACAAUGGAGAUAUGGACCAGGUGGCUCCAACUGAGGCGAAAUCAGGAUGUCAAGUGAGUUCUUGUAGGAGUGGGAGUUCGAAGGUGGAAAAUUUGGGUUCUGGUCUGAUGAUUGGGGGACUUCCAGAGAAUGAAAUGCAAGAGAGUGAAAUUGGGGUUGCAAUGGAGGGAAAAGUGGACAAUGUUAUGGUUGAGGUGAAAUUGGAGAAGCGAGUGAGUACAAGGAGGACACGGAGUUCAAAGAAGCAAGAAGCUAUGAAUUUAAAUGUGGAUGGAAGUCAUUGCAGGGAAUUCACCAAUUUGGUACCGACUGAAGGUAAAAAGACAGGUAGGGGUAGGAGAGGGAAGAAGAAUUUACAGGAUGAGAAAAUAGUGAGCAUGGAAAAUGCAGUUUCGAAUGAGAAAGAGGUUGUGGAAGAGUCAAAUAAGGGGCUUGUGGAAGAGUGCAGUAUGGGGCCAGAUAAAGGCAAAGAAGCUAAACACGGUUUAUCGAAUGAGCUGUUAGGAGUUCAUGUUGAUGUUCUGGAAGAUGAAGGAGAUGGUGAGUUGAAUUUGGGUGAAGUAGGUUGUGAGAGAUUGGCGACUGCACCUAGCAUGAAGGGGAGUAGUUUGGGGGGCAAGGAGGUGCCCAAUUUGGAGACAAUGACACUUGGGGAGUGGUUUGACUAUUUAGAGGUGUACUUACCGAAACAAAUACAUGUAGAGACUGAAGAGUUGAUUUUGGGAAUGAAACAGAGAGCUGAGCAGUUCCAUGAAUUUAUUUUGCACCAGAAAAAUGGAAAGGGAAAACUACCUAUGGGCUAGACGGGGACUAUGAGGAGC
Messenger RNA from Ilex paraguariensis (yerba mate), 1557 nucleotides. The record is from the annotation of a GenBank genome assembly. Lineage: Eukaryota; Viridiplantae; Streptophyta; Magnoliopsida; Aquifoliales; Aquifoliaceae.